GAAUUACGAUGUUGGAAAUAUUCGAGGAAUGUCAAAUGAAUGUCUUGAGUCAUCCACGGCUUUUGCUACGGCUUAAGAAUCUGUAUUCAAAGUCUCGAUUCGGUCACUUUUGCGACGAAUUCCUCGAGCUUUGUCGCUACAGCUUAGUUAGUGGUGAUCGGACACCGUAUCGGGAACGGACGAUUGAUUUUAUCACGAAGUUUGCCCUCUUCUGUGGGAAGUCGGACAACGAUGGGCCAGUGGACACGCUGAACAACCGUCUGUUACUGCGUUUGUUCGUAUUCUGUAUGAGAUACAACGAAUGCCCCAACCCUGCUGUUCGUUUUCGCUGUGUGCAAAUCAUUCACAAACUGCUUGAGGGUAUUGGCGAAAAUGGAGUGAUACCAGAUGAGUUGUAUCAAGGUCUGCAAGACAUUCUGUUGCGUCGUGUCCAAGAUGUCAAGUCGGUCGUCCGAGUUCAAGCCAUUCAGGCUCUUUCACGCAUGCAAGAUCCUACCACAACUGACUGUCCUGCUGUGGAAUCAUUCAUUUGGCUGUCUCGUCACGACCCGACUACAGAGGUACGCCGAGCGGCGUUGGCAGCCAUGGUUCUAACUACGAAAACUCUACCAAGUCUGAUUGAACGGUGCCGUGAUGUCUCGGAUACGGUACGCCGCACUGCCUACAAAAUUCUCACCGAUCGCAAUGUGCUCCGGCCUUUAUCGAUUGCGAAGCGUAUUCGCAUUUUGCAAGACGGGUUGUCCGAUCGUUCGGCCGACGUCAGACUAGCCGCCCAAGAAUUGGUGCUAGCCUGGUUCCGAUCUUCCGAUUCCAAUCCGAUCAAGUUGCUCCAUCGUUUAGACACUGAAGGUGUGCCGGAAACAAGUCAGUUAUUACUGGACACUUUGUUUACCACCCUACCCGAGGCGGACUUUAACGCUAUGGUUCGUACCUGGGCGGCGAACUAUCUAUCUGAGCAACGAACAAUCAAACCAGAAAUGCUGACACCCGACGCCGCAUUUUUUUGGCGGGCUUUGGCAGAAUACCUUAAUAAAAGACGAGAAAAUCAACCUAAAGGAAAUCCACAUCCAACGAAUGAUGUCAUUGCUGACGACGAAGAAUCUGAGACAAACACUGGGGCAGUUUCGCCAGAACUGAUCAUUCCUUCGGCGAGUUCCUAUGUGGAUAUGACGAAAAUACUGAUUGAUCAGCUAGUACAAAUGGUGUUAGCCGAAGAGUUUGACGAGAAAGCGAUGGAACAAGAGUGCAUUGUGGAACAUGUGCUUCGCCUUGCCCUGUCCUUAGACCUCAGUGACGAGUUUGGUCGGCGCAGACUUGUGACACUUAUUCAUGAAUGGAUCACUAGUCCCGUGGUCCCGAGCACACUGUCCACUCAUCUACUCAAGGUUCACGCGUUACUGGAGCCCAAUUUGAGUGGUCUGGAUCAGUUGAACGUCCCGACACCAGCAAAACUCUACUCACCAAUUUCACCAAGAUCACGUGCAGUUAAUGAACGGAUGGUGGAUAGCUAUAUAAAUUUGUCUUGUCGUCGAUUCAGUGUUUGUGGUUCACUUUGUUUUGCAUACGCCCUUUUCUGGUCACUCCGUAUUCAGCGUAAACGAGUCAACAACGUUAUUGAGAUGAUCAGCGAAUUGUGUGACCCGGUUGAGCCUCAGGCACAUAUCAACUCAGCAUCUGAGGCACCACCCUGCAAGACUCAAGCGGAAGGCGGUUCGCAGCAAAAGGACACCAGGCCGGUGGAACUUCAACCCACACUCAGCAAAGAUGUCGAACGGGACAUCCGGUUAAAGAUAGCCAAACUGGAAGUCCAGUUGAACGAAGUAAACGAGUCUCUACACGAAUGUGUCCGACGAAAGGAGUUUGAGAGAGCCAUGGGGUUGCGAGAUCAGUGUGCUCAACUGGAAAGCGAAAGAUCGGCCCUGCUUGGCCAGCUUCAUGGGGAGAAUAUUAAGCCUGCACAAGAAACUCCCAAUAACCAGACGAAACCCGAUGCAAAAGGUGAACACUCAAACUCAGAAGCUGCCACGGAAGUUAAACCCGGUGCACCGGAGUUGGAGGAUGACGAAGAUGGAGAAGAGAAAGCCGCGGAGGACGGACUACACAAUCUCCUUGAGCGGUGUUCAGCUGCAGUGUUACAAAAAGCGAACCGUCUUGCUGCUUUGGUCGUACAACAAGCUCCCACACUUUGGAGGCUCCCAGCUUCACUGCGCUCACUGCUAGACAGCUUGUAUGGUUUCUUCAUCUUCACAUGUUUGGUUUGCGGCUACGUCACAUCCUCUUUGAGAUUUCGCCAACUCACCGUUUGUCCCAUUCCCCAGGCAAUGCGCGUUGACCAUGUGAUGAUCAGCGAAACUGCCUUGAAGUGCAUAAUCGAUUGCUACCUCAUCUAUGGUUUUCGGCCGUUCCAUGAUGCCAAGGUGCGGCCGUACGCGCGUAUCACGACUUCAAAAGAUGCGAGUAUACUGCUCAGCGAGGUUGGUGAAGGCACCGAUUCAGAUGGCGAUGAUGAUAACAGUUGCGUUGCGUCUGACUACAUUGUCCUCAUGCGACAGAAUGACCAAAUUGCUGACGGCGCACAAGUUACACUUUCUAACAGACUAGUCCGACGCGAAGAAAUGUCGAAAACUGCAGCACGUCUACUCAAACCGAUUGUCGCAUUGCUGGAUAACGAGGACGAUGAUCUGCGAACGACCAGUGCUUUGGGUCUAGCAAAAUUGCUUAUCUACGAUAGAUUCGUCUCCAGCCAAGUGCUUAGUCAACUUAUCCUGUUGUGGUUCAACCCGAUCAGUGAAGAUCGCCCGGCUAUCCGACGUGGUCUGGCCUGUUUUUUUACGGAUUACGCAUGCGGCAACACAGCAAAUUCAACGGGUAGCAGCGCUAGUCACGAUAUUCACCAAGCGGCCUUGACCGAUGCCGUUCUUCCGACCCUCUCAUCCUUAAUCCGUGCACCUGCCUCGUCCCCGCUUUCCGAAGUUGAACCGGCUGAUGUCGCAGCCCUAUUGGCUCACUUGACCGAUACUAUCCAGCUGAAGAGUGCUCAAGACACACAACCACGGGUGCAGAAGAAGCAGCAACCCGUGGAUAUGGCGGAUCAAGAGCAUUUGGAAGGCGAGCAACCGGCUCUUGAAACUGAACAGCUGAUGCCAAACGAGUUGAGCCUGAACAAUCCUCAUCACGAUCGCCUGGCCUUGACGCUCGCAAGUGAAAUCUUGAAAGCACCGCAAUCAGCGGAGGCAAAGUUAUACUUGCGCAUGUUAUCCCAGCUUCACCCCUCCCCAAAAAAUGUGGAAUUGCAUGUUGAACUGCUCCUGUUGAGCGAAGCAAUGUUCAAAUUUGCUGACAGAUCAUCCACCUUAUUACUCCAUCGGUUUCGCAAACAAGUUUGCCAGAGUUUAGAGCAACUUGGUUUAGAUCCGGAAAAGGUAUUAAUUGAGGCCAAAAAAGCCAAAGCGGCCGAAGCUGGUAGCCAACAGACCAGGGAAGAUCAUGAAAACAGUGCGUCGGAUUCGUCUAACAGUAUUCGGGAUUUGGACACUACUGUGUUAAACGAUGCACACAAGCGAAUCGAUCCUAACCACCCAACAUUGUUGGGUUCCGCUCGCCCAAAUACACACUUGUUGGCUAACGCGAACACUGCACAUGAGGGUGGACCCACUCAGCGCCUCGCCGCAUCCUCCUUGAUCACUCAGAGUCAGCUUGGUCGUACGUUGCUUGGCGUGUCUGUACUAGAAAAGUCCAGAUAUCACGGCACCUUGUUGGAUUUCUCCGAAUCAGACGAGUCCGACGUUGUGUCCCCAUUGGCUGAGCUGGCAGAAGAGCCUGCUAAACCGACCUCGAUCUCCACGACCACAACUGUCAGAACAAAAAACCACAAACCCACGAGGCGUGUACGCAUUCAGCCACAGAAGUCCCAAAGGAUGACUCGUGGCAGUUCCUCCUCCGCUGGAAGCGAAUAUCACGAUUUGGAACAACACGAAGAAAUAGGCGGCGAUGAAGAGAAGGACAAAGAGAACACUCUUGCUGUGACUCCCCUCCAAAACCGCAGACUUUCUGCGGAGCCGCCCGAUUCGCAGUCACGCGUAUCGACGUCUGUAGACAAUGGACAGAUGCGCGCUCCUAACGUCAUUCCGAAGCCAGGGCGAAACACCCAGUCCAAGCGUCGCUCCCCUCAAUCGUUAACACGCAAUGCGAGAGAUUCCUCAACCAUGGCAGCAUCACCCACUCCAAUUCAAUCCGCAAACACUCGUCGGAACGUGCGCAGAAAGUGACACUUGAUAAACUUGUUCUCUCAACGUUCUUAUCAGAUUGCGCUUGAUGUAUUUUUGUGAAUCCUUUGUGAAUGAUAUUGAUGUAAUCGAUUGUUCUAGUAUUGUAAUUUUUUCAAACCAAGUGUCACUUUCAGUCGAGCGGCGGACCAGCAACUGU
This is a messenger RNA of Opisthorchis viverrini, 4425 nucleotides long. RefSeq lists its product as hypothetical. The transcript has 17 exons. Gene Ontology annotation, molecular function: protein binding. The record is from RefSeq and is a predicted model, not a curated record. Bases 9 to 4268 code for a protein of 1419 amino acids. Gene Ontology annotation, cellular component: cytoplasm; condensin complex; condensed chromosome. Gene Ontology annotation, biological process: mitotic chromosome condensation. NCBI's taxonomy places the organism in Eukaryota, Metazoa, Platyhelminthes, Trematoda, Opisthorchiida, Opisthorchiidae.